Messenger RNA from Rotaria sordida, 1371 nucleotides. Lineage: Eukaryota; Metazoa; Rotifera; Eurotatoria; Philodinida; Philodinidae. The record is from the annotation of a GenBank genome assembly.
AUGUUAAAUACUGAACGACAAUCAAUACGUUCGCCAACUACAUCACAAGUUGAUUCAUAUGGUAAUGGAUCCAUAGCAAGAACAAAUGGUCGUCCUUAUCAACUACGUUCAUCAACUAUUGAUGAACAUGAAAGAGAAGAUAAUGAGUAUGAUCCAACAUUAGACGAUAUCGAUGAACAAGAAAGAACUUAUCGACCACCUCCACGUAAUGAAGAUCCAUAUAUAUCUGCAUUAAAAUUUCGUUUUCCACAUCGACCUAAAAGUGAUUAUGUUUAUUCAAGACCAGCUGGUCCUUCAAAUUCAUCAGUACCACCACCAGCACCACCAGCACCACCGCUUCCAUCUACUACUCAACCAACGGUAACAACAACAACAACACCAAGAACUGGACCUUAUCAAUCAACAUUAAGACCUACUCAUGGUAGUACUAAUGUAUCAGAUGGAUCUGAUGAUAAAACAUUUUCAAGACCAAAUUUACGUCGUGUCAAUCCAGAUCAACAAAAUAGUUAUGCACGACGUAUUGGUAGUGAAAUGACACCACAAACUUCUUCAUCGAAACCAAUAAGCUCAAAUGGUACAAAUGUUCGAAUUACUGAACCAACUAUCGACAUAAAUCAACCUACUAUAUCAACAUAUACACAUCCAUCAGGAAUACCAAGAACACAAGAAAGUACAUUUGAAACAGUUCAUUCACAUGAUGGACCAAUAUCUUAUUUGGGAACUAAUACUUUUUCACAAUUUGAACAAUGUUUACGUGAAUGUUUAGAACGUGAACGACGUCGGACAGGUAUUGCAAGUCAUAUUACACGACAUGAGAUUCCACCAUCCGCACCACCACCCGCACCAUCAUUCGCACCACCACCCGCACCAUCAUUCGCACCACCACCCGUAUCACAACCGAAUACUUCUGUCCAUGAUUAUGGUUAUGAUCCUGUUGUAACAUCAUCAUCAUCAUCAUUACCUCGUCAGGAAUUCUAUCCACGUAGUAGUAGUCCUUAUUUAAGUGAUUAUACUUCAAAAUCUGUUCCAACAUUUUUACUUGAUGAUAUUCGUCAUAUUAAUGUUGCACUUUCUAGAAGUGGUAUUUCACUAUUUCCCUAUGAACGAUGCUGUUUUGAAUCACAUCGUUAUCCAACAUCAGUAUCAUUACCUAGUACAACUAUUCAAAGUAGUUAUCCAACUGAACGACGUAUUAUUGGUGAAGUUGUAUCAGCAUGUCGACUUGUUGAAGAAGAUACACCAUUAUUAUAUAAUGGACAUAGAAAUCAAGCUGUACAAAAUGUUUGGAAUGCAUUACAACGUCAUCAACCAUUUUCACAUAUUAAUUCUUCAAGGUCAAAUGUAUAUCCGAAAGGACCAUAUGAUAUUUAA